AUGGAUGUUGCGCACACCGAGAGUGCGCAGUUGAUCAGUCGGCUCGAGGGCCAGGUGAUGAUCAUACCUGACCUGCGGGGGAUGAUCAGCCACUGGCCGUCCGGGAAAAACGUCCACUGCAACGUAAUCGAUGUUUUAAUCAACCACUGUCUGCAAGACUGUGAUGCUUUCCCGCAAGAUUUAGCCAACGUCAGGGACGCCAACCCAACGCUGCUUGCCUCCAGCACCUUGACGUUGAUGGUACUCUGGCAGGGUAAGCUCGAUGACUACAUCGAGGCCCUGGAGUAUCAGAGCCAAGCCAAGUCGAGAGAAUUCCGCUUCAGAGUCAAGGAAUACAUCGCACAAUACCUGGAACUUUCAGAGGGACCAAAGGAGCCUGCGACGAGUUCCAUCAUCUCGACUUUCCAGCCAGUCGCGCGGAUGAUAUGCCAGCAGUACAACAAGGACCAGCGUCGGAGGCUGAAAGCCAGCCUCUUUGAAUAUAUCGACUCGACCGUGCAAGAGACGCGAUAUGUCGAGAGUGGAGAGGUACCGACGGAUCUCAAGUACGAGAUGCUUCGCAAGAAGACCGGGGGCACGGGUCCCCUCUGCUCUGAGUAUCCAGACGGUCUCGGCGUGAAACGAAGGUUUGCUGACGGGAGAAGGUUCGCCACGGGCCUGCAAUGGCCGUCUUUUGUUUUCGACUCUCAUCCGUACAAGAUGAUGCUGCAGGCUGUUGCCAUCAUCGUUGGCCUGUUCGUCCUCCCAUGGGUUGAGAAUAUAGGCAAGGCAGCGCUGACGACUGUGCAACAGCACGAACGACUUGCUCUCGUUAGGAAAGGAGCUGGACGGAUUCUCAAUGCCGUGCCGGUUCGACUGUGGAACAGCCGAGAGGGCGGCGACCUGGCGUCGGUUGUCAGAAGCAUCGUCGAUGACAUCGAGAAGGCCAUCAGGCAUUUCGAUGCCUGCGAGCGAAGGCUGAUCACCAAGAGCCGAGAGGACGCCGAUACGACGCGGAAGAUAGCUGCAACGCUCAAAACCAUUUGCACUGGCAACUUGACUUGGAGUCUCGCGUGCAAGCGAUAUAACGUUGGCAAACCGGCUGCUGAUGGGAGUUUGAGGCAGGAACUGAGAGCUGGCGAAUGA
Messenger RNA from Colletotrichum higginsianum IMI 349063, 1125 nucleotides. RefSeq names its product Terpene synthase family protein. Bases 1 to 1125 code for a protein of 374 amino acids. NCBI's taxonomy places the organism in Eukaryota, Fungi, Ascomycota, Sordariomycetes, Glomerellales, Glomerellaceae. The record is from RefSeq and is a predicted model, not a curated record. The transcript has 8 exons.